Stegastes partitus (bicolor damselfish) is the source of this 2082-nucleotide messenger RNA. RefSeq names its product synaptic vesicle glycoprotein 2Ba (gene sv2ba). Bases 1 to 2082 code for a protein of 693 amino acids. The record is from RefSeq and is a predicted model, not a curated record. The transcript has 12 exons. Gene Ontology annotation, cellular component: neuron projection; synaptic vesicle membrane. Gene Ontology annotation, molecular function: transmembrane transporter activity. Lineage: Eukaryota; Metazoa; Chordata; Actinopteri; Pomacentridae. Gene Ontology annotation, biological process: transmembrane transport; chemical synaptic transmission.
AUGGAUGACCCCUACCACAACAAUGUGAACCAGCAGAUGACAGAAGGAGGAGAUUACACCUACACCCAAGAUGGAGGAGGUCAAGAUGGCUACCCUUACCAGACAGACUACCCUCCACAAGAGGAGGAUGCUGCUAGUGACGCCACUGAAGGGGCAGAUGACGAUGAACAGAUGUAUGAGGGGGAGUACCAGGGCAUUCCCCACCCCGACGAAAUCAAGGAGGCACGACGGGCAGCUCGGAUGGAGGCUAGGAGGAAAGCCCGUCAGGCUAACCAGCAGGAAGAGGAGGAAGAAAACCUGCCAGAACAGUACGAGUCCAUCAUGGAGGACUGUGGCCAUGGACGCUUCCAAUGGAUGCUCUUCUUUGUGCUGGGCCUGGCGCUAAUGGCUGAUGGCGUGGAUGGCUUUGUGGUGGGCUUUGUCCUGCCCAGUGCUGAGAAGGAUAUGUGCAUAUCCAACGCUGACAAAGGAUUGCUUGGUCUGCUGGUGUAUGUGGCCAUGAUGGUGGGCGCGCUGGUGUGGGGCGGCCUGUGUGAUAAAAUGGGGAGGAGGAAGUGUCUGAUCUACGUCCUGGCCAUCGACCUGAUCUUCUCCUUCCUGUCCUGCUUCGCUCAGGGCUACGGCUUCUUCCUCUUCUUCAGGUUCUGCUCCGGAUUUGGAAUUGGCGGCUCCAUCCCGAUCGUGUACACCUACUUCACCGAGUUCCUGCAGAUGGACAAACGUGGAGAACAUCUGAGCUGGCUCUGCAUGUUCUGGAUGCUGGGAGGCCUGUAUGCCUCCUUCACUGCCUGGGGAAUCAUUCCUCACUAUGGCUGGGGCUUCGCCAUUGGUUCAGAGUUCCAAAUGCACAGUUGGAGGCUGUUUAUUCUGGUGUGUCUCUUCCCUGCCCUGGCUGCACUCGUCGGAGUUGUCUUCAUGCCGGAGAGCCCUCGUUUUCUGCUGGAGAAUGCACGACACGAUGAGGCCUGGAUGAUCCUGCGACAAGUUCAUGACACCAACUGGAAAGCCAAGGGGGAGCCAGAGAGAGUCUUCACUGUGACCAACAUUAAAACGCCACAAACUCAGGAAGAUGAGUUCAUAGAGAUCCAGAGCGACACUGGAACUGCCUUCCAACGCUGGACUGUCCGACACAUGACCAUGCUGCAGCAGGUGAUGGCCAACGUGAUGUCAUUAUCAGCUCCAGAGCUCAGGCUACAGGGCCUCUUCCUGGUUAUCAUCUGGUUCUGCAUGGCCUUCAGCUACCAUGGGUUGGGAGUGUGGUUCCCUGAUAUGAUCAAGUACAUGCAGUACGAAGAGUACGAGUCCAAAGUCCGAGUGUUCCACCGAGAACGUGUUGAACGCUUCCACUUUAACUUCUCUCUGGUCAACCAGAUCCACCGCGAGGGAGAGUACGUCCAUGACAAAUUUGCAAACAUCGAAAUUAAGUCUGUCAAGUUUGAGGAUUCUCUGUUCGAGAACUGCUACUUUGAGGACGUCAAAUCAACCAACACCUUCUUUGAGAACUGUACCAUUAAAAACACUGUCUUCUAUAACACAGACCUCUGGCAGGAAAAGUUUAAAAACUGUCGAAUGGAGAACUCGACCUUCCUUCACCCAAAGAAAGGAUGUCAUCUGAACUUCCAGGAGGAGAAUGACAUCGUCAUCUACAUGGUCAGCUUCCUGGGCAGUCUGGCUGUGUUGCCAGGCAACAUCAUCUCAGCCUUGUUCAUGGACAAGAUAGGAAGAAUCCGAAUUAUAGGUGGUUCUAUGUUGGCGUCAUCGGCCUGUACUUUCCUGCUGCUGUUGAGUUUCAGUCAAGGAGCUGUAAUAUGCUGGCAGUGUCUCUUCUAUGCCGUCAGUGUUGCAGCCUGGAAUGGACUAGAAGUCAUAUCUGUGGAACUCUAUCCUUCCUCUAAAAGAGGGACAGCGUUUGGUAUCCUGAAUGGGAUCUGCAAGUUCGCAGCCAUUGUUGCCAGCUUCAUCUUUGCCGCUUUCAUCGGCAUCACUAAGAUCAUCCCCAUCUUCCUGGCCUUCGCCGCUCUCGUCUGUGGAGGUCUGGUGGCCCUCAAGCUGCCUGAAACCCGGGAGAAAAUCCUGUCUUGA